UCGAUAAGCUUCUAGUAGAGUUUAGGAGCAGCAUCAAGCGCCGCCGCCAAAUUAUAUCCGGACGCGCCGCCGCCGCGAGACCUAGCCGAGCUCAGCCCGCCUCCUCUCCGUCGUCUCGUCGUCGCCGCGAGGAGCUCGGCACCGCCACAGCGAGCGCAUCCUCUCGAAGGUUAGCACCUGACAGCCAUGGCGAAACAUCAUCCCGAUCUCAUCAUGUGCCGGAAGCAGCCUGGCAUUGCUAUUGGUCGCUUGUGUGAGAAGUGCGAUGGCAAGUGCGUCGUUUGUGACUCAUACGUGCGCCCAUGUACGCUUGUCCGGGUCUGCGAUGAGUGCAACUAUGGCUCAUUCCAGGGAAGGUGUGUCAUCUGUGGUGGAGUUGGCAUCUCAGAUGCCUACUACUGCAAGGAGUGUACACAGCAGGAGAAGGACCGAGAUGGAUGUCCGAAGAUCGUCAAUCUAGGAAGCGCCAAGACUGAUCUCUUCUACGAGCGUAAGAAGUAUGGUUUUAAGAAGAGAUGAAUGCCAUGGAUUUGCGAGGUCCAUCUGUACCUGAGUUUAUGCUCUUACGCUAUUAUUACCAAGAGUAGCUGAGGUGAGGCAUUGUAUUUGUGUUAUGAUUCGAUACUAAUACAAGAAUACAUCCCUGAUACUCGUGUAAUAACUACUUCUGUUGUAUGGUUGAAAACUCUAGACUGCUUAGUCUGCACUUGAUAUUUAUGACCAUGAAUGUUGAAUUGAAACUUGAAGUGA
This is a messenger RNA of Lolium perenne, 750 nucleotides long. Its product is annotated as PHD finger-like domain-containing protein 5A. Lineage: Eukaryota; Viridiplantae; Streptophyta; Magnoliopsida; Poales; Poaceae. Gene Ontology annotation, biological process: mRNA splicing, via spliceosome. The record is from RefSeq and is a predicted model, not a curated record.